Messenger RNA from Plectropomus leopardus (leopard coralgrouper), 2547 nucleotides. It is a transcript of the gene sugp1, whose product is annotated as SURP and G patch domain containing 1. Gene Ontology annotation, cellular component: nucleoplasm. Gene Ontology annotation, molecular function: RNA binding. Gene Ontology annotation, biological process: RNA processing. Lineage: Eukaryota; Metazoa; Chordata; Actinopteri; Perciformes; Serranidae. The record is from RefSeq and is a predicted model, not a curated record.
CACUUCACAGAUAAGCUAACGUUAACAAAGCUAUAGUGAGAGGCCGUAAGCGUCGUUUUUGAAACAUAUUUGUACUCCUGCUGCUACGACUAUGGAGCCCAGCGAUACAGGGCGAGGAGGAUGGAAGUCAAAGUCUAUCCCCCCACAGAAAAACAAGAUGAACAUGUAUAUUAUCCGUCAAGAGAAUCUGAUAGCUCAAAAGAAGAAGGAGAUUGAGGCCAGAAUGGCAGAGCAAGCAAAAAUGAACGUGCAAACCACAAGCAAACCUCUGCCUCCAAGUUCUCCCACUCUUCAAGGAGCCUCCUCAAACAAGUUUGCAAAUGAUGGAAGCUUCUUACAGCAGUUCAUGAAGAUGCAGAAAGAGAAGUCCAACAAUGUGUCUGGUUCCACAAGUGAUACCAAACCUCCCACAACAUUGACUUCACCACCAGGAGCAAAUGCACUGCAGAAAAAGAGCAUUCUUGUUGGCAAGCGGCCUGGCCUUGGAGUCAGUAGCAUGCUUAGUCAGUUCAAGAACUACUCGCACUCCAAGAAGAAUCCCGUUCUCAGCCAGAGGCCAAGUGUGUUUUGUUCUCCCGAUGAUGAAGAUGAGGAAGAAGAGGCCGAUUACUCCAGAUUCUUAGAGAUGAAAGUCUCUCCCCCAGAGGAUUCAGACACCAGACUAAUUAUCAACAAGAUGGCCUCGUUUGUGGCGGAGGGAGGAGCUGAGCUGGAGAGAAAGGCCAAAGAAGACUACAAGGACAAUCCUGUUUUCUCGUUUUUAUAUGAUAAGAGCAGCCUGGAGUAUCUAUACUACAAAAAAAGAGUUGCAGAAUUGAGAAAGGAUUUGCUAAGACCCGAGGAUACGUUGGAUUAUGUCUCCCCCCCAGUGGACGCGGAAACCCAGCAGGUGGCUGAGAAGCUGGCCAGGUUUGUGGCGGAGGGUGGCCCCGAGGUGGAAGCCAUCACUGCUGAGCGUAACCGAGACAAUCCUGCCUGCAGUUUUUUAUUUGACCACCAAAGUCCAGCGCACCGCUUCUACAAAGAGAAAAUACAGGAGUUUCGUGCUGCAGCCGCCCAGAGCUCUCCACCUCCAGCAUCAGAGUCAAGGACAGACCUACAGCGACCAGCUGCUCCGUCAUCAGCAGGAAUCCCUCCACCGCUGAACCCUGCGUCUCUACCCCACAUUCAGCAGGCAGAAACUCCGCCUGUCAAACGGAAGAGAAAGAGUCGAUGGGGGUCUGAGGAUGACAAAGUCGAGUUGCCCAUUCCUCCCAUUAUUGUUCCUCCAGAGAUUAAUGUUCCAGACCCAAACACACCCUCUCUCUCCGCCCAGGAGCUGAGAGGCCUUGGUUAUAAGAAGGGGAAACCUCUUGGUCUGGUCGGAGUGACAGAACUAUCUGAAGACCAGAAGAAACAACUCAAAGAACAACAAGAGAUGCAAGAGAUGUACGACAUGAUCAUGAAGCACAAGCGAGCGAUGGCAGAGAUGCAGGUGAUGUGGGAGAAGGCCAUUAGAGACCACCAACAUGAAUACGACAGUGAUGAAGAAGUGGACCAGCAGGCGGGCACCUGGGAACAUCGUCUCCGAAAGAUGGAAAUGGAGAAGACCCGUGAGUGGGCAGAAUCUCUGACAGAAAUGGGUAAAGGGAAACAUUUUAUUGGUGACUUCCUGCCCCCUGAGGAGCUGGAGAAGUUCAUGGAGACGUUCAAGGCACUCAAGGAGGGCCGAGACCCAGACUACUCAGAAUACAAAGAGUUCAAGUUGACGGUGGAGAAUCUUGGUUUCCGAAUGCUUAUGAAGAUGGGCUGGAAGGAAGGAGAAGGCCUGGGCAGUGAGGGACAGGGCAUCAAGGCUCCUGUCAACAAGGGAACUACCGCUAUGAACGGAGCAGGGUUUGGAGUUGACCGCCCAGCUGAGCUCACAAAAAGUGACGACGAGUAUGACGCUUAUAGGAAGAGGAUGAUGCUUGCUUACCGCUUCAGGCCCAACCCCCUGAAUAAUCCACGGAGACCAUAUUACUGAUGUAGAGGACUGUUUUUGUUUAUUCUCGUUUGUCAUUACUUCAAAGUUCCUUGCUGCUGCCACAGUUCUGCACGGUUGUGAAGUGGACACUGUCGCACCAUAGAAAUUUUCAAAUUUGAAAUGUGUGAUGAGUAGAGAGAUUGGCUGAUUCUCUGUCACAACUGAGGUUUAACUUGAGAAAAAAGAAGUCAAAAUGUUUUCUUAAAAUGAUCGCAUUAGAUCAGUAAUGAUCAUGUUUUGUUACAUUUUGUUUUAAUACUGUAACAGCUUCAAAUCUCCUAAAAUGUAUACACUCACAUCGCCUGACUUCCGGAAUGAUUUCACUCUUCGGUUUGUUACCAUUUUGUUUCCUUUCAGACCUCGACUUUGAAUUCCCAAAUUUUAUAACACGGUUCUGUAUUAGGACACAAUCUUAUGUAUAAUUUUUGCAUCGAGUAAUUUAUCUCACUGUGCUAUAACUAAUUUUUGAUUCCUGUCAUUAUAUUCAUCAGUAUUCACAAUAAAACAUGGCCACUUAAUGAAAUGUGGAGUUAUCACACUUA